CAACCGCGAGCGAUUGAGCGCAGUUUCCGGUUUGUUUUCCGGGUGUUGACAGUUGGAAAAAGAAGAAUGACAGCGGACACAAAAUCGGCCCUCGGCAGCGCCGAGCACAAGGCGUCGAGUGAGAAGGUGCGAGAGAUGAAGCUGAAUGGACAUGUUGGGUUCGACUCGCUUCCCGACCAGCUUGUGAAUAAAUCCGUGUCCCAAGGUUUCAGCUUCAACAUCCUCUGUAUAGGUGAAACGGGACUGGGUAAGAGCACGUUACUGGACACCUUAUUCAACACGACGUUCGAUUCGACUCCUGCGACCCAUGAUCUUCCCGGGGUGAAACUGAAGUCAAACACAUACGAGCUGAAAGAGAGUAAUGUCAACCUGAAGUUAACCAUCAUAGAGACGGUUGGAUACGGUGACCAGAUUAACAAGGAGGACAGCUUCAAGGCCAUCGUCGACUACAUCGACGCACAGUUUGAGAACUUCCUGCAGGAGGAGAUGAAGAUCAAACGCUCGAUCCACUCGUUCCACGACACGCGCAUCCACACCUGUCUCUACUUCAUCGCUCCCACCGGACACUCAUUGAAGGCGAUAGACCUCGUGUGUAUGAAGAAGCUGGAUAGCAAGGUCAACAUCAUUCCUGUCAUUGCCAAGGCUGACUGCAUCGCGAAGAAUGAACUGCACAAGUUCAAGAUUAAGAUCAUGAGUGAGCUGGUGAGCAACGGAGUGCAGAUAUAUCAGUUUCCCACCGACGAUGAAACCGUAGCGGAUAUCAACGCCACCAUGAAUAGCCACAUUCCGUUCGCUGUAGUUGGCAGCAAUGACUUUGUCAAGGUUGGCAGCAAGCAAAUGAGAGCACGAGAGUAUCCCUGGGGAACAGUACAAGUGGAGAACGAGACACACUGUGACUUUGUGAAGCUGAGAGAGAUGCUGAUCCGCACGAACAUGGAAGACCUGCGUGAGCAGACGCACACGCGUCAUUACGAGCUCUACCGACGCUGCCGCCUCGCUGAGAUGGGCUUCGAAGACUCCGAAAUCAACAUCACCGAAGUGUGGGAGCAGAACAGACAG
Messenger RNA from Priapulus caudatus, 1059 nucleotides. RefSeq names its product septin-11-like. The record is from RefSeq and is a predicted model, not a curated record. NCBI's taxonomy places the organism in Eukaryota, Metazoa, Priapulida, Priapulimorpha, Priapulimorphida, Priapulidae. Gene Ontology annotation, cellular component: septin ring; microtubule cytoskeleton; septin complex. Gene Ontology annotation, molecular function: GTP binding; molecular adaptor activity; GTPase activity. Gene Ontology annotation, biological process: cytoskeleton-dependent cytokinesis.